CGAGAAUCAUGAAAAGAAACAGCCUUAUUGAUUACUUCCCUGCAAUGAACACUUCAGAAGAAGCACCCAUUAUUGGGUCACAGUAUCAAGCUGGUGAUAUCGCUUGGACACUGACCUCCACCGCCUUAGUCUGGCUCAUGAUCCCAGGAAUUGGCUACUUCUACUCUGGUAUGGCCCGCAGUAAGAAUGCCCUUUCUCUGAUCAUGCUUUCCUGCUGCUCAGUGGCAGUCGUCACUUUCCAGUGGUUCCUCUUUGGAUAUUCAUUAGCAUUUAGUAAAACUGGAAGCAAGUUUAUUGGCAACUUUGAGAACGCUUUCCUUCGAGGGGUCUUGGACCAGCCCUCUGUUGGAUCAGCAAAGAUCCCCGAUCUUGUCUUCAUGAUCUUCCAAUGCAUGUUCGCUGCGCUCACUCCAGCCUUGGCUGUCGGAGCCGCUGCAGAGCGUGGUCGUAUCCUGCCUACCCUUGUCUUUAUUUUCCUCUGGACCACUUUCGUCUACGACUUUAUUGCCUGCUGGACAUGGAGUGCCAACGGUUGGAGUUUUGUUAUGGGCGGACUGGAUUUUGCAGGAGGCACGCCCGUUCACAUCUCCUCUGGAGGUGCUGCUUUGGCCUAUGCUCUCGUCCUCGGAAGACGAUCUGGUAAUCACAAUGAUUUCCGCCCCCAUUCUAUGAGCAACGUUGUGAUCGGUACCUGCUUCCUCUGGUUCGGUUGGUUUGGCUUCAACGGCGGUUCUGCUCUCUCUGCCAACUUGCGCGGUGCUAUGGCCUGCGUCGUGACCAACCUUUCAGCCUCUGUCGGUGGCAUCACCUGGGUCCUACUUGACUAUCGCCACGAGCGCAAGCUGUCUGUUCUAGGCUUCUGCUCAGGUGCUGUUUCAGGAUUAGUUGCCAUCACUCCUGGUUCUGGAUAUGUCUCUCCUGCAUCUAGUGUCGCCAUUGGAUUCUUGGGUGCUGUUGCCUGCAAUCUGGCAGUACGACUGAAGCAUAAUCUCAAAUAUGAUGAUGCCUUUGAUGUCUUUGCAGUCCAUGGAGUCGGUGGAGUCGUUGGUAACAUUCUCACUGGUAUUUUUGCUCAGAGCUGGGUUGCUGCCUUGGAUGGUGUCACUGUUAUUCCAGGAGGCGGGCUCGAUGGUCACUGGAUUCAAGUUGCCCACCAGCUCGCAGACUCUUGCGCAGGCCUUGGUUGGUCUUUCGGUGUAACCUACUUGAUCCUGUUCAUCAUGAACAAGAUCCCAGGAUUGACCUUGCGUGUGGAUCCUGAUCAUGAGCACCGCGGCUUGGAUCUUGCAGAGCUCGGUGAGAUGGCAUAUGGUCAUUUAAAUGAAAAGAAGACACCUUCGAUCAAUGGUGUUGAGCAUUCCAUGGAUACUGAAACGCAUAGCUCAAGCAGUGUGAACGAGGUCAAACUCGGCAGUGUCUCAACGUUGGGACGCACUAAUGCCCAAGCACCUUUAAUUAUAUGUCUUCCCAUGUAA
Molecule: messenger RNA, 1475 nt
Organism: Lobosporangium transversale
Lineage: Eukaryota; Fungi; Mortierellomycota; Mortierellomycetes; Mortierellales; Mortierellaceae
Product: ammonium transporter AmtB-like domain-containing protein
Exons: 4
Coding region: 9-1475 (488 amino acids)
Biological process (GO): ammonium transmembrane transport
Cellular component (GO): plasma membrane
Molecular function (GO): ammonium channel activity
Source: RefSeq, a predicted model, not a curated record